UAUGUUUUCCAAUAUAACCGAAUUAACAUCCACGCCAACCGAAGCCACUUUCAUUCUUGUUUGCCACCAAUCGAAAGUGGUGGUUUGUGGCGCUUCGACAACACCAUUUGCACCUGUGUGGGUGCUUAUGUAUGCCACUACCUCAAUCGGUUGCCGCUAGACCGAUCGCUGCUAUUGAUAGCCGGGAGCUCUACUUUAAAUAGCAACCGAUUUUGGGGGCCCAAACCCAGUUAACCAAAAACGUUAGAAGCAUUUGGGACAUGAAGUUGGCGGCGUGGCUCAGUCUUUUCGCGUUUGUUUACUGCGUGAAAGCCAAUCCUCUACUUGGAUUAAUAGAUCCCCAAUGUAAGGUUGUGCAGGGGGAGUGUCCCCAUGCAGAUGUCAAGUUCUGGCUUUACUCCAAUGAAACCCGGAAUAAUCCCGUACUAUUGAAGCCUGAAGAUCUCAAUCCCUGGGACUUUCAGCCGCCACGUCCUCUUAAAAUCUUAAUCCAUGGCUAUACAGGAUAUCGGGAUUUUGCGCCAAAUUCUUUUAUACGUCCAGUGUUGCUGGAUCACGAAGACGUCUAUGUGAUCUCCCUUGACUAUGGGCCUCUGGUAAAUUAUCCUUGCUACAUCCAAGCAGUGCAGAAUCUGCCUCUUGUCAGCAAGUGUCUGGGCCAGCUGAUAAAUAAUCUGGUGGACCGAGGAAUAGUUCAAAACGAUAAGAUCCAUUUAAUAGGAUUCAGUUUGGGCGGUCAGGUGGCGGGCCAGACAUCAAGGAUCACCGGUCUGGAUCCUGCCAAGCCUCUUUUUGUCCUGGCCGGAGAUAAGAAACGUCUGGACGCCGGAGAUGCCGAGUUUGUGGAUGUCAUUCAUAGUGAUGUUUUUGGUCGUGGAAUGCUGCGUUCCAUGGGGCAUGUGGAUUUUUAUCCAAACUUUGGACCCCAGCAGCCCGGUUGCAUGGAGGAGAACCCCAAAGAUCCUGGCAGUUGCAAUCACGAGAGGGCGCCUCGCUUCUAUGCCGAGUCCAUAAACUCUACAGUUGGAUUCUGGGGACGACAGUGCUCCAGUUGGUUGGUCCACCUCAUCGGAUUGUGCCCCACUAGUGGACGACAAGCUCGCAUGGGCUACCACCUGUCGGAGGAGAUGAGGGGCUCGUAUUUCCUGCAAACUAGGAACAUAACUCCAUUCGCCAUGGGCAAAGUGGAGGAUGUGGAUAACAGUGAUAUGCUGGCCAAGUUUAAGCUGGCCACGGAGAAUAACGAAAUAGAAAAUGAUUAUGAACCGCAGCUGCUGGAAGCCUUCCUCGAGGAUUCCCCAGACGUUGAAAAUUCAGAAGAUGCAGAUUUGGACAAUAAAUUGAAUUGGAACGAGGAAGAGGAAGAUGAGCCCUUAAAUAAAAUUUAAGUUUUUAGAAUAUAAUAUUAGAAGAUUAUGUUUUAUGUAUU
This is a messenger RNA of Drosophila ananassae, 1429 nucleotides long. RefSeq names its product pancreatic triacylglycerol lipase. Lineage: Eukaryota; Metazoa; Arthropoda; Insecta; Diptera; Drosophilidae. Gene Ontology annotation, molecular function: lipase activity. Gene Ontology annotation, biological process: lipid metabolic process. The record is from RefSeq and is a predicted model, not a curated record.